GGCCGAUCCAGACUUCGGCAAUGAAAAUGAAGGUGAUGAACCAGUGAAAGGAAGGGAUACAGUAAAGAAGGAAGGCAAAACAGUCAAAAAGGAAUUUAACUACUAUUGAAACUUUAUCGGAACUUUAUGAGGGACACCCUUGUUUGUGGAACUAUAAAUUGCCUGAAUACAAAGACAGAAAUGUUAAAGACUAAGCCUGGUUACAGAUGGUGGAAGCAAUGAAUUUGAAAAAAUUUAACGUAAAAGAAGCCAAAGAGAAGAUUCGCAGCCUGAGAAAUACGUAUUUAAGGGAGAUAGUUGAAAUAUCAAAAAGCAAGUCUUCAAGAUCUGGUCUGGAAGACGUGUAUAUUCCGACACUUAGGCGAUUUUCAACAAUGGACCGGAUUUUAGGAACAGUCUUGAAGUCAAGGGAGAACCAAGCAAUUGGUAUUCCAGAAGAUGUUAACAAGGGGCCGGAUUUCAAAAAUCAGUUGUUUGCAAGUGAUUCCGCUAGGUGAAGGGUAUAAAGAUCAAGUUCGUAUCGCUUAUAAUGGGUGCAAGACGCUG
Molecule: messenger RNA, 546 nt
Organism: Acanthoscelides obtectus
Lineage: Eukaryota; Metazoa; Arthropoda; Insecta; Coleoptera; Chrysomelidae
Source: the annotation of a GenBank genome assembly